Molecule: messenger RNA, 2838 nt
Organism: Closterium sp. Naga37s-1
Lineage: Eukaryota; Viridiplantae; Streptophyta; Zygnematophyceae; Desmidiales; Closteriaceae
Source: the annotation of a GenBank genome assembly
AUGCAGCGAUGGCUGGCAACGAAGCCCAAGGGGUUUAUCGAUCCGUCGAAGCAGUACGAUACGUCGUUAGAGGAUCAGCUCUUAGCGGAGAUAGAAGAAAAGGAGCAGCAGGAAACCCCAGCGGGUGGAGGGGACAAGCUGGGAGGAAGCGCGGGGGGGAAGGCGGGUGAGAGAAAGGGGGCACAAGGAGAGAAGAGGGGAAGGAGCAGUCAAGAAGGUUUUAUUGACGUGCCUGCAAAAGGAAAAAAGGCCAACGCAGACUCAGACCUUCCACCUUCAGCCAUAAAAGUUCGUGUCUCCGGGCUGCCCAAGAAGAAAAAGAUCACCAGGGACCUGCGGGCAGCGUGGAAUGGGCAGCCCGGGCUGCUGAAAAUAAUUCCCAUGGAGACCGGUUCCUCUAGCACUCGCGACCCUGUAUGCACUGGGAGCGCCGUGGUGGGAUUCACGAAUAUGGCCGCGGCUCAGAGAUCCUCCUCUAUCACGCACGACCGAGUGUGCACUGGGAGUGCCGCGGUGGGCUUUACAGAUCCUGCAGCGGCUCAGAGGUUCAUCCAGCAGUACAAUCGCUCAGCCCCCAUCCGCUUCGGUCAGAAGGAGAAGGCCGCUUCUUGCAAGCUCAUUGUUGGAGCAUCUGCUGCUGACUGUCUCUCUCCUCAUCCCCUCAUCCCCUUCCCCCCCCCCCUCCACCCCUACUCCCCGUUUCUCCCGCCCCUCCCCCCCCUCUCCCUCCCCCCCCAUUCAGGGACGGAGGAGGAGGAGGAGGAAGAGGACGAGGAUCAGGAGGCAACGAGAGCAGGGAAUAAGGGCGGUAAGAAGACAAGGGAGAAUGAAGUGGAGUGGAAUGCGGUUGCUGCAGGAAAAGGAGGUUUGCAGGAGAAGAAAGAGGCAUGGCUGCAGAGGUUAAAGGAGGAUAAGGAGCUAAGGGCGCGGGUGGAGGAGAUUAAGAGGAAGGUUCUAAGAGAUAUGGCGGCAGGCGGGAGGGAAGGGGAGGUGGGGGGGAUUGGAGGGGGUGCUGGUGGGAGUGGGAGGCUGAGGGUGAAAGAAAAGAGUGUGACUGUGUCGAGAUUGGGGGUGAAGGAGAGGGGAGGGGGACAGGGGAGGGUUAUGGAGGGGGAAGGGGUGAAGGGGAAAUGGAGGGGAGAGGAGGGAGGAGGGAGGAUGAAAGAGGAGGAGCAGGAGUGGGAGGAAGAGGAGGAAGAGGAGGGAGAAUGGGAGGAAGAGGAGGGGGAGGAAUGGGAAGAAGAGGAGGGAGGGGAAGAGGAGGAAGAGGAGGAAGGGGGAGUGAUAAUGGGCGAAGUGGAGGUGAUGGUAGAGAGUGUGACAGUUGAGAGUGCUGCUGCUGGAAGUGAUUAUAUUGGAGGUGAUUCUGUUGAAGGAGGAUCAGCUACCAGUCCCGCUACACUUGCUGUUUCAGCAGCAGCAGGAGCAACAGCAGCAGCAGCAGCAAUACCAGCAACAGAGAAGGCAAGUGCUGUUUCUCCAUCCGUUUCUCAUCCUUCCCAGCAACCCAAAGGGGUAAAGCCACAAGGAGAGGAGGGAGGGCGAAGGAAGGGAGAGGGCAGAGGAGAGGAGGAGGAGGAGCAGCAGCAGAGGGCGGCUGAGGCUCGCAUCGAGGCUCUUGAAGCGAAGCUGCUUAAAAUGAUCCCCCCAAUCUUCCCCCACAAACCCCCCCCUGAUCCUCCCCCCCCCCCCCCAUCUCCCCCCACUCUCACGGCGCUGCGGACAUUCUCAUGGCGCCGCCAGCUCGCUGUGGACAUUCUCAUGGCGCCGCCAGCCGAGUACAGCCCAAGAACCCCUCCCCCUGCCUCCACCCCCCCUCCCCAGACUCCCCUCCCCUUCCCCGAUCUACCCCCCAAUCCACCCCGAUCUUCCCCCACUCUCACGGCUCAACACAACAACGGGAAUGAUACGUCUGCAUGUUGGUGGGAGGUUUUCCUCCUUUCCUCCCCACCUCACCCCCACACGUGGGACUUCCACCUCUGGCAGGCAACCGUUGCAGUGUGGGACUUUCACAUCUGGCAGGCAAUCGUUGCAUUGGUGCAUGUGGGCCUUUCACAUCUGGCAGGCGAUUGUUGCAUGUAUGCCCCUUCUAGGUGCACCCCCCCCCCCCCACUGGUGUUCCUCCUUCCCCCCAAUGCAUCACUCUCCCUCCCCCUCUCCUAUUCCCCUUCCCACAGGUGGGACUUUCACAUCUGGCAGGCGAUUGUUGCAUGCAUGCCGCCUCUAGCGCUGUAUCUGACCGUGCAGUAUGCCAAAGCAGAGAUUGCGAGGAUGGAAAAGGAGCUGCAGGCAGAAGAGGCAUCCGCAGUCAAGGGGUCUGAGGGUGGGAGUGACAGUGGGAGUGACAGUGGGAGUGAGGGGAAGAACCAGGAAGGUGCGAGAACAGCUACAUCUGACGUGUCACCAGCUCGCGAACAUGUCACCGCGGGGCCGAGUGGCGUGACAUCUGCUGAUGUGGCAUCUGUUGACGUGGCAUCGCUGCAGCGCCAGCUGGCGGCGCUGGCCAAUCAGGUGCAGCAGCUGCAGGGAUUGGUAGGUGCUGGUGGGGGAGGGGGAGGAGAGGGUAGUGAUAGAAGAAAGGGAGGGAAUGAUGGGGGAGGGAGUAAGAGAGUUGACGGAGAGGGAGCGGUAGGAGGAGAGGGAGAAGGGGGAGAAAGGGGAGAAAAGGGAGGAGGGAGAGGGGGGGAAGGAGGAAAGGCAGCGGGAGUGGGAGGAGGAGAGCCAACACAGGCAUCUCAAGGACAAGGGGGAGUGGGAGAGAGAGGAGUGCUGAAUCCUGCUCCUGCAGAUUUGAGACAAAUCAAAGGCCCUGGCGUAGUAACAACAGUGAAUAGUUAA